GUUGGGUUUUUUUGACGAGAGAUAGAGAUGGCUAGCAGUACAAGUAGCAGUGGUUUGCACCAGAUACUGAGAAGUCUCUGUCUCAAUACGGAGUGGAAGUACGCCGUUUUCUGGAAGCUUAAGCAUCGAGCUCGAAUGGUGCUGACUUGGGAGGAUGCGUACUAUGACAAUCAUGACCAACAUGAUCCUUCGGAGAAUAAUUGUUUCCAUCAUACACUAGACAACUUGCAGAGUGGAUAUUGUUCACAUGAUCCCCUUGGUUUAGCUGUGGCAAAGAUGUCUUAUCAUGUAUAUUCUCUAGGGGAAGGGAUUGUUGGACAGGUGGCAGUUUCUGGAAAGCAUCAGUGGAUAUUUGCCGAUAAGCAUGUGAACAGCUCCUGCUCAUUGUUUGAGUUCUGUGAUGGUUGGCAAAGUCAAUUUGCAGCAGGGAUCAGGACCAUUGUUGUUGUUGCUGUUGUUCAACAUGGAGUUGUGCAGCUUGGCUCCUUAAAUAAAGUAUUUGAGGAUGUGAAGCUAGUAAGUCACAUCAGAGAUGUUUUUUUUGCUCUUCAAGAUUCUUCUGUAGGGCAUAUUGCCAGUCCAAUAGAAUGUAGCAUGAAGAGUUCAUUAUUUCAGCUAGAUUUACCUACAAAACUUUUAGAUUCAGAUGGUAUUCCUUUAGAUAAAACUGUAGACGAGCAAGGGCCAGAUGCUUUGUUGCCUGAGUUUUCACAUCCCAGGAAGUACAGUGAUAGAUUGUUUGUUCUUCCACUGUCCAAUAAUCAUCCCAAAGGGGCAGUGGAAGUGGAAAAUAAGCAUGAAGGACUUGAACUAUCCUCAGCAAGAAAUGAUGAGAGUGCUAAGUUACUGACACCAAGAUCCAAUGUUUCCAAUUUGGAGCAUCAAAAUCAGUUAGGGAGGAUUUUGAUAAACAAUGGGGUAUGGAAAGGGGAGAAUAGUGGAUGGAAAAAUUCAAGUUUGGUACCAGAAAAUGUUUAUGCUAACAAUCCUGUUGGUGGCAGGGAACGGUAUGGAGUUGAUCAUGCAUACUUCUCCUCAAACUUCCUUAACUCUGCACAUAGUGAUACGGUUAAGUCAAGUAGUUUGAGUUCUUAUCCAAAUGAGGUGUUGGAUAUACCUGAAUCUUCAGACAUGAAAUUUCAAAAAGACUUAAAGAAGUUGGGGAAGCAAAAUGAGAUAAGUCACUUGGACCCGAUGAACACUUCCUUAAAGUUUUCUGUUGGCUGUGAGCUUUAUGAAGCACUGGGACCAGCUUUUAUCAGAAAGAGUAUCUAUGCUGAUUGGCAGGCAGAGAAUAUGGAGGCUGGAGGUAAUAUCGAAAUGCCAGAGGGAAUGAGCAGCAGCCAGUUGACUUUUGAAUCUGGUUCAGAGAAUCUCCUAGAAGCAGUAGUGGCAAAUGUUUGCCAUAGUGGGAGUGAUAUCAAAGCUGAAAGAUCAUCUUGCAGAUCAGCACCAUCAUUGUUGACAACUGGAAAUACACCAGAGCCUUCAAGCCAAAGUAAGCAUACUAUUAAUUCAUCAGGUUAUUCAAUUAACCAGUCCUCUCUUGUGGAAGAUAACACACAGCACUGCCUGAAUUCAUCAGAGUUAUGUGGUGCAAUGUCUUCCAAAGGAUUUUCUUCAACUUGCCCCAGCAAUUGCAGUGAGCAGUUUGAGAGGUCUUCAGAGCCUGCUAAGAACAACAAAAAGAGGGCUAGACCUGGUGAAAAUCCCAGGCCUAGGCCAAGGGACAGACAACUCAUUCAAGAUCGUAUUAAGGAGCUAAGGGAGCUUGUGCCCAACGGAGCAAAGUGCAGUAUUGAUUCAUUGCUGGAGCGCACAAUCAAGCACAUGGUCUUUCUGCAAGGCAUCACUAAGCAUGCGGACAAGCUCAGUAAAUGUGCUGAAUCAAAGAUUCAUCACAAGGGAGCUGGCAUGCUUGGAUCAUCCAAUUAUGAACAAGGUUCAAGCUGGGCAGUGGAAGUGGGAAGCCAUCUAAAAGUUUGCUCAAUAGUAGUGGAGAAUACAAACAAAAAUGGGCAGAUGCUUGUAGAGAUGUUGUGUGAGGAGUGUAGUCAUUUUCUUGAAAUAGCAGAGGCGAUCAGAAGCUUGGGCCUGACAAUCUUAAAAGGGGUUACAGAAGCACAUGGUGAGAAGACUUGGAUAUGUUUUGUGGUUGAGGGACAGAACAAUAGAGUUAUGCAUAGAAUGGAUAUCUUAUGGUCACUUGUCCAAAUUUUGCAAUCCCAGGCUACAAACUAGCAGCAAUGGCUUGUCACCUCUUGCAAGCAGUCAUUUUGGCUCCUAUGUAAAAUAUUGUGAGUGGUUUGUGAUUUUGAUUGGCUGAAUGGUUUUCGCUUCUUGUCUUUGUCUCCCUGUCCCCUAAAAAAUAUUUAAGGUAGGGGAAACGGAGACAAAGCAUUGCUUAAGAAACAUUUUGUGAAGAGUAUGUUGCUUCUGUUCUUCAUAGUGUGUGGGAAAUACCAUCUAUUGUUUUCUUC
Molecule: messenger RNA, 2480 nt
Organism: Theobroma cacao (cacao)
Lineage: Eukaryota; Viridiplantae; Streptophyta; Magnoliopsida; Malvales; Malvaceae
Gene: CPUorf7
Product: transcription factor bHLH155-like protein
Biological process (GO): regulation of DNA-templated transcription
Molecular function (GO): DNA-binding transcription factor activity; protein dimerization activity
Source: RefSeq, a predicted model, not a curated record